Messenger RNA from Lacerta agilis (Sand lizard), 1455 nucleotides. RefSeq names its product annexin A2 (gene ANXA2). NCBI's taxonomy places the organism in Eukaryota, Metazoa, Chordata, Lepidosauria, Squamata, Lacertidae. Gene Ontology annotation, cellular component: cytoplasm. The record is from RefSeq and is a predicted model, not a curated record. The transcript has 13 exons. Gene Ontology annotation, molecular function: phospholipase inhibitor activity; calcium ion binding; cytoskeletal protein binding. The coding region runs from base 108 to 1166 and encodes 352 amino acids.
AGCGGGGACCCGCGGCUGGUACAAAAACCCCACCCCGGGCGCCUCUCGCUCGUGCUCAGCCGGACUCGGAGUGUGCCGCCGCCACCGCCUGCUCGCCUUCUCUCAAGAUGUCUACGGUCCACGAAAUCUUAUCCAAGCUCACCCUUGAGGGAGAUCAUGCUCUCCCUCCAAGUGCCUACGCCACAGUCAAGGCAUACGGGAACUUUGAUGCGGACCGUGAUGCUGCAGCCCUCGAAACCGCAAUCAAGACCAAAGGUGUGGAUGAAGUGACAAUUGUCAACAUCCUGACCAACCGCAGCAAUGAGCAGCGUCAGGACAUCGCCUUCGCUUACCAGAGGAGAACUAAGAAGGUACUGAAGGAGGCCAAAAGCUACACUAUACAGCGAGAGGAGCUCUCUGCAGCUCUGAAGUCUGCUCUGUCUGGGCACCUGGAGACUACUAUCCUAGGUCUGCUGAAGACACCGGCUCAGUAUGAUGCUUCUGAACUGAAAGGGUCCAUGAAGGGUCUGGGAACUGACGAAGACACGCUCAUUGAGAUAAUCUGUUCACGGACAAACCAGGAACUGAACUCAAUCAACAGAGCCUACAGGGAAAUGUACAAGACUGAAUUGGAAAAAGACAUCAUCUCGGAUACAUCUGGCGAUUUCCGCAAGUUGAUGGUGGCUUUAGCCAAGGGAAGGAGAAAUGAGGAUGCUUCCGUGAUUGAUUACGAGCUGAUUGACCAAGAUGCCAGGGACUUGUAUGACGCUGGUGUGAAGAGAAAGGGAACAGACGUGCCCAAGUGGAUCAACAUCAUGACUGAAAGGAGUAUCCCCCACCUCCAGAAAGUGUUUGAAAGGUACAAGAGCUACAGCCCUUAUGAUAUGCUGGAGAGCAUCAAGAAGGAAGUGAAAGGAGACCUGGAAAAUGCCUUCAUUAAUCUUGUCCAAUGCAUUCAGAACAAGCAGCUGUAUUUUGCGGACCGAUUGUACGACUCAAUGAAGGGCAAAGGAACCCGAGACAAGGUCCUCAUCAGAAUUAUGGUCUCCCGCAGCGAGGUGGACAUGCUGAAAAUUAAGAGUGAAUUCAAGAGGAAAUAUGGGAAGUCCCUGUAUUACUUCAUCCAGCAAGACACAAAGGGCGAUUACCAGCGGGCACUCCUGAACCUGUGCGGAGGAGAAGAUUGAAAACUGUGAUGGGAAUGGAAGAGAGUUCCAGCCCCGAGUUAUGCUCCCCCCCUUUCCUUUUAUUCCGCUUCAGCCCCGCCCUGAUCUCCUUUGCAGAACUAGAGCCAUUGGCGCAAUAGCCUUUGCUAACUCGCCUUCCCUAUCCCGUCUACUCCAGGCGGAUGCUGUUGGUUGCCUUUGUAUCAUUCCCUCCCUUGGCUCAGGCUUUGCUUGGCUUUUACCCAAGUAGCUAAUCUCAGCAGAAGUAAUCAGGCCAAAGGAGUUAACAUUCCAAAGAGAGGGAGAAGGA